Messenger RNA from Syngnathus typhle (broad-nosed pipefish), 2020 nucleotides. RefSeq names its product enolase 1b, (alpha) (gene eno1b). Gene Ontology annotation, molecular function: magnesium ion binding; phosphopyruvate hydratase activity. The coding region runs from base 521 to 1843 and encodes 440 amino acids. The transcript has 11 exons. Gene Ontology annotation, cellular component: phosphopyruvate hydratase complex. The record is from RefSeq and is a predicted model, not a curated record. Lineage: Eukaryota; Metazoa; Chordata; Actinopteri; Syngnathiformes; Syngnathidae. Gene Ontology annotation, biological process: glycolytic process.
UUUGCACGCCAUUUCCGCCGUAUGUCGAAAACAAGUAUACGUUGCUGCCCCCUAUUGGACAAGUGGAUUUAUGCACGCCAGUUAAUGUGUUGUUCCUAAUUUGACCUCCAGGUAGCAUCAGUGCACAUUCACAACUUUGAAACCAAUUGCAUUUCGUUCAAUUGUAUUUGUCAUUGUAGUUUGCACUUUGCAAUCGUCUUUAACCGUUUAAGAUGGGCAAGAGCUACUUUUGCCGAGACAGAUGCAGCCACUGCACUGGUGAACUGUCAUGUGACUAAUCAGAUGAGGACAUCCUAAUCCAAUUUGGAGAGGAGCAGCAUACUAAACCUGAAGACAGGUCAAGGUAUUUUGCGUGGAAGUCUCACUUAGGAAAGAGUCAAUAAAAGAGGUGAGUCUGACAUAUUUUCUGAAACAAAAUUUAUAGCCAAGAUGUUUUGCUUCUACUUAAUAUUACUGUGUUGAUAUUGUGUAUAUCCUUGUUAAGAGACAGCUUGAUAUAACUCAUUCAUCUUUCUCCUUCAUGUCAAAGUGCUCCAUCAUGUCAAUUCUCAAAAUCCAUGCCCGAGAGAUCUUUGACUCCCGUGGGAACCCCACAGUGGAGGUUGACCUUUACACUGCAAAAGGUUUGUUCAGGGCAGCUGUACCAAGCGGUGCAUCAACGGGAAUCUAUGAAGCGUUGGAGCUGCGGGACAACGACAAGACACGCUACCUUGGCAAAGGCGUCUCAAAGGCAGUCGAGAAUAUAAAUUCAUCUAUUGCACCUGCACUUGUUGACCAAGAUGUAUCUGUUGUCGAGCAAGACAAAAUUGACCAGAUGAUGAUCGACCUGGAUGGCACGGAGAACAAAUCUAACUUCGGUGCCAACGCCAUUCUGGGUGUGUCACUGGCCGUUUGCAAAGCAGGCGCCGCAGAGAAAGGAGUCCCUCUAUAUCGUCACAUUGCUGACCUGGCAGGAAACCCCAAAGUCAUCUUGCCUGUACCGGCCUUCAAUGUGAUCAACGGCGGCUCCCAUGCAGGCAACAAGCUUGCCAUGCAAGAAUUCAUGAUCCUUCCGGUUGGCGCCAGCACCUUCAGGGACGCCAUGCGCAUCGGAGCCGAGGUCUACCACAAUCUCAAAAAUGUCAUCAAGAAGAAGUACGGGCAGGAUGCCACCAAUGUAGGCGACGAAGGGGGCUUUGCUCCAAAUAUUUUGGAGAACCAGGAAGCACUGGAGUUGAUAAAGGAGGCUAUUGCCAAAGCGGGAUACACCGACGAGGUUGUGAUUGGCAUGGACGUGGCAGCCUCUGAAUUCUACCGGGAGGGAAAAUACGAUCUCGACUUCAAGUCUCCCGACGAUCCCUCGCGCUACAUUGCUCCCGAAGAGCUCGCUGACCUCUACAAGAGCUUUGUGAAGGAUUAUCCAGUGGUGUCCAUCGAGGACCCAUUUGACCAAGACGACUGGGCCGCGUGGAGCGACUUCACGGCCGGCACCGACAUCCAGGUUGUCGGAGACGAUCUCACCGUGACCAACCCGACUCGCAUUUGCAAGGCUGUGGAGGAGAAGGCCUGCAACUGCCUGCUGCUUAAAGUCAACCAGAUUGGCACCGUAACAGAAUCCAUGCAAGCGUGCAAGAUGGCCCAGGAGAGCGGCUGGGGAGUGAUGGUAAGCCAUCGCUCUGGAGAGACGGAGGACACCUUCAUCGCGGAUUUGGUGGUCGGCCUGUGCACUGGGCAGAUCAAGACUGGGGCACCUUGUCGCUCUGAGCGUUUGGCCAAAUAUAAUCAGAUUCUCAGAAUUGAAGAGGAGCUGGGAGAUGAAGCUUGUUUUGCAGGGAAAAACUUCAGACAGCCAUUGCCACAGUAAAUUUACACCCUCAAAAACAGGAUAUCCAGAAAUCAUGACAAGCAAAGCUGAAGCACUGAAAUUAUUAUUUUUUUAAUCUAAAGUAAAAAUAACAUUAAGAUUUAUUCAGAGCUACAAUUAACUAGUUAUGAGAACAUGUGCUCUCUGAGAUCUAGUCAAUAAAAAACUCAAUGAGAA